AUGGCCCUUGUUGAUUGGAAGUGGGACCCAAUUGAAGGAAUUGGAGAUGCGGAAGGGAGAAGGGAUGAUUUGUACAAAGAACUCCUGAGGGAUGAGGCAGUAGCAAGGCUUUAUGAGCUUGGGAAGUAUGAGAAAACUAAGAUCAUCUUGGCCUCUUCAGUGCCUAAUCACAUCACUGAUACCAACACCUUUCAUGCAAAUGUAAGUGAUGCAGGUGGUUAUCUGGAAAGAACAUUCAUGAGUCCAGCAUCCAUAAGGGCGGGAAAUCUUAUUCGUGGAUGGAUGGAGGAUGCUGGUUUGCGAACGUGGGUGGACUGCAUGGGCAAUGUGCAUGGUCGGUUUGAGGGAAAGAAUGCAAGUGCCCGCACUUUAUUAAUUGGCUCUCACUUGGAUACUGUUGUUGAUGCUGGAAUGUUUGACGGAUCAUUAGGUAUAAUAUCAGCAGUAUCUGCAGUAAAAGCUUUGAAAAGCAAUGAGAAGUUGGGAGAACUAAGACGGCCAGUUGAGGACGGGAAGAAGGAAGUUAAAUUUGCCGGUAGGCUCCACAUGAGAGUUUCUCUUGAUGGUGGGUAUCAUGUUUUUGAUGAAUCAAUUCACUAUAUCAGUGACUACAGGGCUUCAGCUAAGCUGUUAUGGACACCUACAAUUGGAGUCCUGGAAUUGGGGAUUCUAAACGCCAAUGGAUUGCUUCCGAUGAAGUCGAGAGAUGGGCGUGGAACAACAGACGCAUAUUGUGUGGCCAAAUAUGGGCAUAAGUGGAUUAGAACAAGAACAAUUGUAGAUAGUUUUGCUCCACAAUGGAAUGAGCAAUACACUUGGGAAGUUUAUGAUCCUUAUACAGUUAUUACAAUUGGAGUUUUUGACAACUGCCAUCUACAAGGUGGGGGUAAUCCUGCUACAACAAAGGACCCAAGAAUUGGCAAGGUCAGGAUUCGCUUGUCUACACUAGAAACUGACAGGAUUUACACACAUUCUUAUCCACUAAUUGUCUUACAACCAAAUGGAGUGAAGAAGAUGGGAGAAAUUCAACUGGCUGUGAGAUUUACUUGCUCAUCAAUGUUUGACAUGCUUCAAGCAUAUAUGCAGCCUUUGUUGCCCACAAUGCAUUAUGUUCAGCCAUUGUCUGUGUAUCAGCUUGAUAGUUUAAGGCACCAGGCGACUCACAUUGUGUCUCUGCAACUGGCCAGAAACGAGCCGCCCUUGAGGAAAGAAGUUGUUGAGUACAUGCUUGACGUGGGUUCCCAUAUGUGGAGCCUGAGAAGAGGCAGAACAAAUUUUGAAAGACUCUUGACAUUCUUCAAAGGAAUUGUUGGGGCGUGGAAAUGGUUUGAUAAGAUAAGAAAAUGGAAAAGUCCUGUUGCAACAAUUUUGACUCAUGUCUUGUUCCUUCUUCUAGUAUUUUUCCCUCAUAGAGUGCUGCCUGUUGUGUUUCUAUGGUGUUUCGUGGUUGGAAUUGUAGGUUACCGGAGAAGGCCGAGGCAUCCUCCACAGAUCGAUAUCAAAAUGUCUAAUGCUGAGUCAGUGCAGGGUGAUGAACUUGAUGAAGAGUUUGAUACAUUUCCAUCUUCUAAAAAAGGUGAUGUUCUCAGAAUGAGAUACGAUCGGUUAAGAGGCAUUGCAGGGAGGAUGAUGACAGUUCUUGGAGACUUGGCAACGCAAGGGGAGCGAGUUCAGUCUCUGCUAAGCUGGCGUGAUCCAAGAGCUACUUCAGUGUUCAUUAUCUUCAGCUUAGUUGCUUGUAUUUUGCUUUCUCUCAUCCCAUUAAGAACUUUAAUAAUUGCUCAUGGAUUUUAUGCAAUGAGGCAUCCAAGGUUGCGUAUUGAUAUUCCUUCGAUACCCAAAAACUUCUUCAGGAGAUUGCCUACAAGAGCUGAUAGCAUGUUGUGA
Molecule: messenger RNA, 1887 nt
Organism: Carica papaya (papaya)
Lineage: Eukaryota; Viridiplantae; Streptophyta; Magnoliopsida; Brassicales; Caricaceae
Source: RefSeq, a predicted model, not a curated record